Messenger RNA from Pistacia vera, 1600 nucleotides. RefSeq names its product inositol-tetrakisphosphate 1-kinase 3. The transcript has 10 exons. Gene Ontology annotation, molecular function: magnesium ion binding; inositol-3,4,5,6-tetrakisphosphate 1-kinase activity; inositol-1,3,4-trisphosphate 6-kinase activity. Lineage: Eukaryota; Viridiplantae; Streptophyta; Magnoliopsida; Sapindales; Anacardiaceae. The record is from RefSeq and is a predicted model, not a curated record. Gene Ontology annotation, biological process: inositol trisphosphate metabolic process. Gene Ontology annotation, cellular component: cytoplasm. The coding region runs from base 266 to 1285 and encodes 339 amino acids.
CAGCUCCUCAGCCUCCCUCUAUCUCACACACACAUUUCGUGAUCUCAUAUUUUAGCUGUCAUCUUAUUCUUCAUCAUCUUCAGUUUUUCUCUCAGCCUCACUCGACUCUUCUUUCUCGUCUUUCUUAUCGGAUCUUCUAAACCUAACGAAGACUGUUUCCACGGCACCUACACCGAAAUCUUCGCAUUCUAUCUCGUUUCUGUAUUUUUGUUUUUUUUUUUUUUGUUUUAUAAAAACGAUUUUUAAGUGAAAAGAAAAACAGAAAAUGAGGAUGAAGGAGGAAUUAGCGUGUAUGAGUGACGAGGAGAGGAGAGAAGAGGAAAUAAUAGCUUUUCCUCAACCGCAAAAGAAAUUAGUUGUGGUUGGUUACGCUCUUACCUCUAAGAAGACUAAGAGCUUCUUGAAGCCUAAGCUUGAACGUCUAGCUAGGAACAAGGGGAUAUUGUUUGUUGCUAUUGAUCAAAACAGGCCCCUUUCGGAUCAAGGCCCUUUUGAUAUUGUGUUGCAUAAGUUAACGGGAAAGGAAUGGCGCCAGAUUCUCGAGGAUUACAGGCAAACUCAUCCUGAAGUCACAGUUCUUGAUCCUCCAGAUGCUAUUCAACAUUUACACAAUCGCCAAUCCAUGCUCCAGUGUGUUGCUGAUAUGAACUUGUCCAUCUGCUAUGGAAAAGUUGGCGUACCUAGACAAUUAGUGAUUGACAGAGAUGCAUCAUUGAUCCCUGAGGUUGUUACCAAAGCUGGACUGACUCUACCCCUGGUUGCAAAGCCAUUGGUUGCUGAUGGGAGUGCAAAGUCGCAUGAACUUUCGCUUGCUUAUGAUCAGUAUUCCCUCCAGAAACUUGAACCUCCACUUGUUCUGCAAGAAUUUGUUAAUCAUGGAGGUGUUCUGUUUAAGGUUUAUAUUGUUGGUGAAGCCAUUAAAGUGGUCAGACGAUUUUCUUUACCUGAUGUCUCCAAACAAGAGCUAUCUAGAACUGCUGGUGUAUUUCGUUUUCCAAGGGUUUCUUGUGCUGCAGCUUCUGCAGACGAUGCAGAUUUGGACCCUAGUGUGGCUGAGCUUCCUCCACGACCUUUACUUGAGAGACUUGCUAAGGAACUACGUCGUCAACUGGGUCUCCGCUUGUUCAAUCUGGAUAUUAUCCGAGAACACGGGAGAAGAGAUCAUUUUUAUGUCAUUGACAUCAACUACUUCCCUGGGUAUGGGAAAAUGCCAGAGUAUGAGCAUAUAUUUACAGACUUCCUCUUGGGCCUGGUACAGAGCCAGUACAAGAAAAAAUCAGGCUAGUGAAUGUUUUGAAGGGCUGUUUGAUGCUUAAAAAGUGGCCGGUGACUGAAUAUGGAAGAAGUGGAGCACUAUGUGCCUAUUUCGGAGAAUUAUCAUGGUCCGAAUUAAGUAUUAGCAGGACCAGGUCCUGUGGUUGUUUUGGUUCCUUGUACAUCUUCACCCUACUAGCAUCUGGAGGAAUGAAUUAUGCAAAAUGCAGAAUAUGCCAACCUCCGAACUUCUGUAAUUACUGACUAACUGGUAGGAUGACUCCUGCUUCUGAAACCAUCAUGUACACCGCUCGUUAUAAUACAGCUUGGCUUAAUUCUUGCUCAA